GCGCGCACGCGGCCGCGGCGACUUCAUACCUGCGCGGAAGUUGCGUCUGGCUUGUCAAGUUGCCGCCACCUCCUCUUACAUACUUAAAGUUAAUACUGCCCGCUGCCUGUCCCUCGUUCUCUCCACCACACCACCAUGGCCUCCGUCAAAGUCACCAAAGUCUGCUGCAUCGGUGCCGGAUAUGUCGGUGGCCCAACGUGCGCCGUCAUCGCGCUCAAAUGCCCCCACAUCCAAGUCACCAUCGUCGACCUCAACCAGGCGCGUGUAGACGCGUGGAACAGCCCCGACUUCGACCUCCCGAUCUACGAGCCCGGCCUCGUCGACGUCGUCAAACAGGCGCGCGGACGUAACCUCUUCUUUUCGACCGACGUCGACAAGGGCAUCCAGGAGGCGGACCUCAUCUUCGUCAGUGUCAACACGCCGACGAAGAAGAGUGGGGUCGGAGCUGGGUUUGCGGCAGACCUGAACUAUGUCGAACUCGCCACACGCCGAAUUGCUGCCGUCGCACACUCUUCCAAGAUCGUCGUCGAGAAGUCGACCGUGCCCUGCCGGACCGCCGAGUCAAUGCGCACCAUCCUCGAAGCCAACUCACGCCCUGGUUGCCGCUUCGACAUCCUCUCCAACCCCGAGUUCCUCGCGGAGGGCACAGCGAUCGCCGACCUUUUCAGCCCGGACCGCGUGCUCAUCGGCUCGCUCCAGUCGCCCGAGGGCAAGGCCGCGUGCGAGUCGCUCGCGGAGGUCUACGCGAACUGGGUGCCGAAGGAGCGCAUCCUCACCGUCGGCCUGUGGUCCUCGGAGCUCUCGAAACUCGCCGCGAACGCGAUGCUCGCGCAGCGCAUCUCGUCCAUCAACGCGCUCUCCGCGAUCUGCGAGGCGACGGGCGCGAACAUCGACGAGGUCGCGCAUGCGAUCGGGUUCGACUCGCGCAUCGGCCCAAAGUUCCUCCGCGCGUCCGUCGGGUUCGGCGGGUCGUGCUUCCAGAAGGAUAUCUUGAACUUGGUGUACUUGAGCGAGAGCUUGCACCUCCCGCAGGUUGCGGCGUACUGGCGCCAGGUCGUCGAGAUGAACGAGUAUCAGAAGCAUCGCUUCUCGAAGACCGUCGUCGACACGCUGUUCAACACGAUCACCGGCAAGCAUAUUGCCGUCCUCGGCUUCGCGUUCAAGGCGGACACUGGCGACACGCGUGAAUCGCCUGCCAUCACGCUCGUUCGCGACUUUCUCUCCGAGCGUGCCUACGUGACCAUAUACGAUCCGAAGGUCGACGAUGUCCAGAUCUGGCUCGACCUCGCCGAGGCGUGCCCGAACGUCCCUCUUGAGAACAUUAAGAAGCAGGUAACGAUCGCCCGCUCCUCGCUUGAGGCGUGCAAGAACAAGGAGGCGGUCGUCAUCGCCACCGAGUGGAAGGAGUUCCGCGAGAUCGACUGGCAGACGGUUUACGAACAUAUGAACAAGCCCGCGUUCGUGUUCGACGGGCGUAUGAUCGUCGACGCUGACGUUCUCAAGAAAAUUGGCUUCAAGGUCAAGGUUAUCGGUCGUGGUGAUAGACUGUAAUAGACGUCGACAACUAUUUAUUGUCCAUGUGGCGUUAGAGACUG
Messenger RNA from Rhodofomes roseus, 1595 nucleotides. Its product is annotated as UDP-glucose dehydrogenase. Gene Ontology annotation, molecular function: UDP-glucose 6-dehydrogenase activity; NAD binding. Bases 136 to 1551 code for a protein of 471 amino acids. Gene Ontology annotation, biological process: glycosaminoglycan biosynthetic process. The transcript is spliced from 7 exons. Gene Ontology annotation, cellular component: cytosol; nucleus. The record is from RefSeq and is a predicted model, not a curated record. NCBI's taxonomy places the organism in Eukaryota, Fungi, Basidiomycota, Agaricomycetes, Polyporales, Fomitopsidaceae.